CCUAAAAGGUACAACAAAUGCUCCCGUUGUGGACCUUUUGAGGCUGAACACCCCAAGACAAACCAAAACCACUUUUAUAACCCCUGCUUUUUGUUUGGAGUCCCCCUACCCCGGGCGUAUAGCGAUGACAUACAAAGCCUUCUUAGCGAGAUUAAUUCUCCUUACGAAUAGAGACAAUAGUCCCACUCGACGUUCCUGCUGCUUUGCAGGCCAGAUACUGUCUCUAAAGCAGCGUCUUUUUGUUAUCUGUUCUUUGAUAAUGGUUUUCAUUCUUCAGGUAGAGAUGGCUCUGGUCUCUCAGGACUUUUUUAAAUAAAGGCUUGAUUUUUCUUUGUGGAAACCAUAAAGAAAUAAAUUUCACGCUCUUUUAAUCCAAAAUGGACGCAGCUAUGAGCCACUGAGCUCUUUCAAAGAGAAGCUUGUAGAGAGCAGCCGCUGGCCAAAGGUGUCUGUCAAAAUUUUUGGGGUGGGUGGGCCCGCCGGCCCCUCCCAUUCUACGACCAAGAACAAGGACAAAAAAGCUGACCGGGGAUUUUUUAAAAAAAGACAACAGAAGAGCUUUAGAGCCUAGGAAAAUUGCACCAGGGAGGGCAAAAUAAUUCACCAGGUCUGUCUUUGACUUCUUUAACCAGUGGGGAAGUCUCGAUAGAGACUGGGGCGGGACAACCAUCAAUUAGGCACCAGUCUUACAAGACCUCUCACGGUUUCGGUCACGGUCAAAAUGGCGGAAAAAUUGUUUCCCAAGCUGGUUUUAUUCGGGGAUUCCAUUACUCAAGAAUCGUUUAGCGAAGGAGGAUGGGGUGCAACAGCAGUAGGUCACUUCCAGAGGAAAUGUGAUGUUCUUAAUCGUGGAUUUAGUGGAUAUACUACGGCAUUCAGCAAACUGAUUCUACCCAAAGUCCUUCAAUGUGACAACAGUCCCAAAGGUAGCAUUGCAGCAGCAGUCAUCUUGCUUGGCUCUAAUGACGCUGUCUUGGAAGACAUUGAUCCACGAGGACUCUCUGUUGAACAGUAUGUUACAAACUUGACUGACAUCUUAACAAAAUUCAUGAAUGAUGGGAUAGCAGCAAAUCAACUUAUCUUACUAACACCGCCGGCAAUAUCAGAAGUUAUGUAUGAGAAACGUUGUCGUGAAAUGGGAUGUGCAAUGUCUUUAUCAGAUGAAAGAGUAAAAUUAUUUGCAUCAAGAUGUGCUGACUUGGGAAAGUCUAUUGGAGUGGAUGUUGUAGAUCUUUACACAUUAUUCCAUCAGCAGCCAAACUGGGAAUCGUUUCUGAGUGACGGGCUACACUUGUCUAAAGAAGGGAACCGUUUUGUGGCAGAUCACGUGAUUCCAUUACUAGAUACCAAGCUAGGACACUUACCUAAGAUAUUGCCUGACUGGAAGGAUAUUGACCCGAAACAUAUAGAGAAAGCUCUGCUGUAAUCAUGAGAUGUCUCACAGUGCGACUACUCAAACUGGGCUGCUUGGAAAAGAGUAAACCAAUCAGAACGUUACUACAGAACAAAGGAUACCGAUCUUUUUCUUAAAUAAACCAAUAACAUUGAAACAAACAAUAGGUUUAUUUCCAAAUAUGGAAAUCCAACAAAAGUGUGAACUGUUGCGGACCUCUCAGGAAAUUUUGUCAAUUAUUGAUUGGUUAGUUUCGAUCUUAAAUUUUGGACUGAAUCUGUAGAGUGUAUGCAACACAGAGGGGUCAAUAUUAUUCAUGUACCAGUGUAUAUGUCAAAUGAACCCUUACUUGCGUUCAUUAAACAGACAGCAGUCCAUUUUUCUCAGAUAAGUUCUAAUUGUUAGUUUUCUCCUAGGUGGCCCGGUUCAAGUAGUUGCACUAUAACAGGAAUCUAAAUCUGUCCUUUCUUCAAUUAAAUAUACACAAUUUUCCGGAAUGAUAUUGAAAUGUCAAUCAACAUUCAUGGACGUGCCCGAUCACAAUAUUUCGGCCAUUUUCAAAGUCUUGUGUUACCAUACAGACUGUAAAGAAGUGCGUUUUUUAAUGGUAAUCUUAGCACCAGGGUAAACAAUGGCUUACGUUUUAUCCAUCUCGUCCUUGUAAAAGAAGAAAUCACUAUGCAUUUUCGACGAAUAAAAUGAUACAAAGUUGUGUUACAAGGUUGUUCAAUAUUUUAUUUAACGUUUUAGAUAUUCAAAACUAUCAUCAGACUACAAAAGAUUACUAGAAGACUCUGAGAUUUUCGCGAUAGGUAACUGACGAAAUCAUGUUUUAUUGAUCUAAAAUCCAGCUAUUGCGUCUCUGCACUUGAACGAUACAAAAUGUCAUUAAGUGUUAAGCUCAUAAGUUACUUAGCUUUGCAAAAUGCCGUCACAUUAUCUAUAAAGAUCUAACAGAAAUCAAACAUCUUGGGCUGAUAGUGUAACCAUACCAGGUUUAGGACAGGUUCUGACCCAGUUUAGGACAAAGCCAAGUAAAACAUACUAUUAUAUGCCCUGUUCAAGACAGCCAGGCCAAAACACUGCCUUACUAUAGGAAAUUAAUGCUUCAUGAAAUUAACGUGAAUUUUUGAAAUUUACAUUAAUUUAAGCUGCAUUAAUUUAUGUAAAUAUUAAUUUCCACUCUGUUAAUUAAGUUGCGUGUUAGUUUCUGCAACGUUAAUUACCAUUAUUUUCCCCCAAAUAUGUGACACACUUCAGACAUUCUUGACACAGCCAAACAAUAAAUUUUAUUUGUGCCCUUUACAUUUCACAUCAAUCUUUCACAUUAGUAAAUCAUUUACUGUGCUUCAACUGAAUUUUGUUCGUAUUUGCUGUCAGCUUUACAGUGUUAAAAUAAAUUGGUUCCUGUUCUCAACAAAUUCUGUUUUUUUUUUUUGGUGUAGCAGAUGCGUUAAUUUCCCUCAUUUUGAAAUUUUGUCCCCUCUCUCGAAUUAAUUUCCUUUAUUGGGAAGGAGAUUUACCUUCAAUUCGUGUUAAUUUAAGUUGUGUUAAUUUCAAAAACGUUAAUUAACAGGAGCGUUGCCUAUAAUAAGGUAUACUGUACCCUGUCCAGUGGCACAUCUCCCUACAAGCUAAAUACGGGAGUGGCUCCCCCAGGGGAUAGGGGAUGGUCAGUGAAAUAUCAGCUAUUUACUUGCUGGGGUCCAAGUACAGUCAAACCUGUACAUAAUAGCCACCCUCAGGACUUGAGGAACUGGCUGCUUAAUACAGGUGGCCACUUAGUACAGGAUCACUAAAAAUACUCCCUGAGCAUGGUCUAAUGAUAUAGUACUGUACUUCAGCACAUUGCGGACAUGCAAAGCGUUAACUAUUUGAACUUAACCCCUGCUAUUUCAAACUGCUCUUCCCCUCGAGGGUUCCAAUUAAUGGGCUUCAACUGUACCAAUAUUUCAUAACCAGAGAGCAUAAUGCAAAUUAGUCAUUACAUGAAUGAGCUCGCUCUAGGAGCCCUUUGCUUUAUUGCAGUUUUAUUACAAACACCUAAGGUACAUACCCCUAAGAUUUAGAAAUGUUACUGGACAAUUUGCUAAUCAGUUGUGACUUAUCAUUUGUUUUAACAUUUGUUUAACAAGCUCAGUUGCCAGACAGUAUAACCCUAUUUUUUUAAUUUUUCUAUGCAGUUACUUGCCUCAUUAUUUGUUUAACUAAUAUUGAACUUGUCACGUAUACUGUCGGCAGCUUGAGUACAUCAUGUUCUGCAGUAUUUGUACUGGCCUCCAGGAAUUCGUUCUGAUUAGCUUUCUCCCUGUCCACACCAGUAGUGCUACUGCAUGACUUGUGCGAGGAUAUCACAAAUUUUUCCACUAGCUCAAAAGAAUGAUCUUUUUAACCAUGAAAUCUCUUAGCAGGAAAGAUAUACUUUUA
Orbicella faveolata is the source of this 3820-nucleotide messenger RNA. RefSeq names its product isoamyl acetate-hydrolyzing esterase 1 homolog. NCBI's taxonomy places the organism in Eukaryota, Metazoa, Cnidaria, Anthozoa, Scleractinia, Merulinidae. The record is from RefSeq and is a predicted model, not a curated record.